Messenger RNA from Serinus canaria (Common canary), 3012 nucleotides. It is a transcript of the gene PTPRO, whose product is annotated as protein tyrosine phosphatase receptor type O. The coding region runs from base 148 to 1578 and encodes 476 amino acids. Gene Ontology annotation, cellular component: GABA-ergic synapse; plasma membrane; glutamatergic synapse. NCBI's taxonomy places the organism in Eukaryota, Metazoa, Chordata, Aves, Passeriformes, Fringillidae. The transcript has 14 exons. The record is from RefSeq and is a predicted model, not a curated record. Gene Ontology annotation, molecular function: protein tyrosine phosphatase activity; Wnt-protein binding; cadherin binding. Gene Ontology annotation, biological process: regulation of glomerular filtration; podocyte differentiation; peptidyl-tyrosine dephosphorylation involved in inactivation of protein kinase activity.
UUCCCAUUUUACAGGGGUAGUUUGUCAUCAUGAGAGGAUUUACAUUGGUAGACUUUAUCUGAAGGAAAUGAAAGAUAGCAGGGCAUCAGGCAUUGCUUUCAAUUGUUUCAUUUUUCUCAGUUGUCUGGAAACUUAAAGAUAAGCUUAAUGAAAGGAGAUUUUUCUCUCACACCAGAACCAGCCCCUCCAAAAUCACUGUUUGCUGUCAACAAGACUCAGACCUCUGUGACUCUGCUGUGGGUGGAAGAAGGAGUGGCUGAUUUCUUUGAAGUCUACUGCCAGCAGGCUGGAUCUGGCCAGGAAACAAAAGCCCAGGAACCUGUCACUGUCUCCUCCCACGUUGUGACCAUUUCCAGCCUGACCCCUGCCACUUCCUACAACUGCAGCGUGACCACCUUCAGCCACAACAGCCCCAGCAUCCCCACCUUCAUUGCAGUUUCCACCAUGGUCACUGAGAUGAACCCCAACGUCGUGGUAAUCUCCGUGCUGGCCAUCCUCAGCAUCCUCCUGAUUGGGCUGCUGCUGGUCACUCUUGUUGUUCUCAGGAGGAAACACCUACAAAUGGCCAGGGAGUGUGGGGCUGGGACCUUUGUGAAUUUUGCAUCUUUGGAGAGAGAUGGAAAGCUCCCCUAUAACUGGAGUAAAAAUGGAUUGAAGAAGAGAAAGCUGACCAACCCAGUCCAGCUGGACGAUUUUGAUGGAUACAUCAAGGAUAUGGCCAAAGACUCAGACUAUAAAUUUUCUCUGCAAUUUGAGGAGCUAAAACUGAUUGGGCUGGACAUCCCCCACUUUGCUGCUGAUCUCCCCAUGAACCGCUGCAAGAAUCGCUACACAAACAUCCUGCCAUAUGAUUUCAGUCGUGUCCGCUUAGUGUCAAUGAAUGAAGAGGAGGGCUCUGACUACAUUAAUGCCAACUACAUCCCUGGUUAUAAUUCACCCCAGGAAUACAUUGCAACCCAAGGACCACUGCCAGAAACUAGGAAUGAUUUUUGGAAGAUGGUUCUCCAGCAAAAAUCGCAAAUUAUUGUUAUGCUCACUCAGUGCAAUGAGAAAAGACGGGUGAAAUGUGACCACUACUGGCCUUUCACAGAAGAUCCUGUUGCUUAUGGGGAUAUCACAGUGGAGAUGCUGAGCGAGGAGGAGCACACGGACUGGGUGUAUCGCAGCUUCCGAAUCAGCUACGCUGAUGAGGUGCAGGACGUGAUGCAUUUUAACUUCACUGCCUGGCCAGACCACGGCGUGCCCACCACCAACGCUGCCGAGAGCAUCCUGCAGUUUGUACAGAUGGUCAGGCAGAAAUCAGCCAAGACUAAAGGCCCCAUGGUCAUACACUGCAGCGCUGGCGUGGGGCGGACGGGAACGUUCAUCGCCCUGGACCGGCUCCUGCAGCACAUCCGUGACCACGAAUUCGUGGAUAUUUUGGGCUUGGUGUCAGAUAUGAGGUCCUACAGAAUGUCCAUGGUGCAGACAGAGGAGCAGUACAUUUUUAUUCACCAGUGUGUGCAGCUGAUGUGGCAAAAGAAGAAGCAGCAGUUCUGCAUCAGUGAUGUCAUAUAUGAGAACGUCAGCAAAUCUUAGUUCAGAGUCACAGGUGGUGAGACCACGAAGCACACCCAUCUUCCCUUGCUUCUGAUUUAUUUUCUGUUGAUGGUUUGAAGGGGCAGGUGUUGUGCCACAAGAGACCACUGCUCUGCAGUGCAUGGACAAUGAGGGAAAGAAACUUUUACCUUUCUGAAGCACUGGGGAGACAAAGCCUUAACAAGCCUGCGGUGUCUUUUGAACUCUUUAAUUUCUGGACUUUUUUUUAAAUACUGGACCAAAUUCAGCUAAACAACAUGAAGGAAAAGACACUAUAUGUGCAUAAGACAGAUUGCUCCAGAGUGUUGGGGUUUUGUUUGGUACUUUUGUUUAAUUUCUUUCAUAAUAUUUUUUUUUCCUGUGCAGGUUGGGCUUAAGGUUAAAGUAAGUGCAAUAUUUUUUAAUGGUUGACUGGAGAGCUUUCUUCAUGUGUCACUGGUCUGUCCCUAGGAGAGCAGGCAUUGUUAGUAUCUAAUAAUACCUCAUUAGAGAAUAGCGAGGCAUGAACAUACAUGAAGAAACCUGGAGAUUGUGAAAGGGGGCUGGGAGGGUGGGGGGGGGGUUGCUGGGUCCAUGGAUUUGAUGGAUUUGACUGUUCCCUUACAGCCCUGAUGGACGUGGGGCCUGGGGGGAGCACGAGGAACAGACAGACUGACAGCAGAAAUCUGAGCUGUGAUGCUGAAAUGGGCAGCUGAGAGAAGGGGUGGGGUGGGUUCCUGACUGGGCUGCCACUCAUUAAGCAGAGGGAUUGCUCUUUUUGCCAACCUUUUUGCAGUAAUGCCACUGAUCAGGCUCUUCUCUUAGAUGGAUCUAAUCACAGGGCAGCUGGGAUAUCUUAGCAUAUAUAGCAUUUAACUGUCUGAGCAGUCUAUGGUGCCUAUACCCCUCACUCAUGUAUUAUUUUUAGUAAUUAUUAACCCUGAGUAAAAACGUGAAGCUGGUUCAGGUUGGAGGGGUGGAAAGAAAAAAAACAAAAAAAAAAAAAAAAAAAAACAAAAACAAAACAAAAAAAAAAACCCUCAAAAAGUGCUUUAACAGACAGAACUAUUUUUCCUGAACCAGGAAUUUACAAUGUUACAAAUACAAGGUUUUGGCAUGUGAAGGGCUGGUUUCCAAUUUGUUGCUACAAGGCUGCCAAAGUGUCAGUAUGGAUUCCUGCAGGGCCUUUGGGAGCAGGGUGGGGGGCUCUUUUCUUUUUUUGCUGUCCAUUUCAGUUCUAGUCAAAAUAAUUAGCUAUAUAUAUAAUUAUUUUCAUUUUGGUCUUUGUAUAAUGCCGGUACAUCAUUGUGUAUUGUGACAUGGAUGCUGUCAGAAUGGAUGUUUGAUGGCAUUUUUGUAACCUGUUGCUUUGUGUCACCUCAUUGGAAGUUAGCAGCAAUGGUACUCAAUGUAAACAAAGACUUGAACUGGAAGUAAACACACUGGAAUUGCUUA